ACAAUUCCCAGAAGGCUGGGCGGUCCAGAGUCCGCCGGCCUUCGGUGUGGCUCAGUUAGUUUCAGCGCCGCGGGGAUUUGCCCCAGCCGGAUGUAGUGUACAGUCCUGGAGGGAGGGGCGGCCCAGUGAGGGUCGUGCCUCCUGGAGCCGCCCCCGGGACGUGAGUCCUGGAGGAGGCGAGGGUUGCUACAAUUGUUGAGAAGACUAUGAAUAGGACAGAGAACUUGUUCUUUACUGGUUCCUCAUUAGCAUCCCAAGUUCAUGCUGCUGCUAUUAAUGGAGACAAGGGUGCUCUUCACAGGCUCAUCAUAGGAAAUGCUGCCCUGAAAGACAAAGAAGAUCAGUUUGGGAGAACACCCCUUAUGUACUGUGUGUUGGCCGACAGGCUGGACUGCGCAGAUGCUCUCCUAAAGGCAGGUGCAGAUGUUAAUAAAACUGACCAUAGCCGCAGAACAGCCCUCCAUCUUGCAGCUCAAAAGGGAAAUUACCGUUUCAUGAAACUCUUACUCACACGUAGAGCAAAUUGGAUGCAGAAGGAUCUGGAAGAGAUGACUCCUUUGCACUUGACCACCCGGCACAAGAGCCCCAAGUGUUUAGCACUUCUGCUGAAGUUUAUGGCACCAGGAGAAGUGGAUACACAGGAUAAAAACAAGCAAACAGCUCUGCACUGGAGUGCCUACUACAACAACCCUGAGCACGUGAAGCUGCUUAUCAAGCAUGAUUCCAACAUCGGGAUUCCCGAUGUCGAAGGCAAGAUCCCACUUCACUGGGCAGCCAACCACAAGGACCCAAGCGCUGUUCAGACAGUGCGAUGCCUUCUGGAUGCUGCUCCAACGGAGUCUUUACUGAACUGGCAAGACUAUGAGGGCCGAACGCCUCUUCACUUUGCGGUCGCUGACGGGAACGUGACAGUGGUUGAUGUCUUGACCUCAUAUGAAAGCUGCAAUAUAACAUCUUAUGAUAACUUAUUUCGAACCCCACUUCACUGGGCAGCUUUAUUGGGCCACGCAGAGAUUGUCCAUCUCCUUUUAGAAAGAAAUAAGUCUGGAACCAUCCCAUCCGACAGCCAAGGAGCCACCCCCUUGCACUAUGCAGCUCAGAGUAACUUUGCUGAAACAGUCAAAGUCUUUUUAAAACAUCCUUCAGUGAAAGAUGAUUCAGACCUGGAAGGAAGAACAUCCUUUAUGUGGGCCGCCGGGAAAGGCAGUGAUGAUGUCCUCAGGACUAUGCUGAGUUUAAAAUCUGACAUUGAUAUCAACAUGGCAGAUAAGUACGGAGGGACAGCUUUACAUGCUGCUGCCCUCUCUGGCCAUGUCAGCACCGUGAAGUUAUUACUGGAAAAUAAUGCUCAAGUAGAUGCUACUGAUGUCAUGAAACAUACUCCACUUUUCCGAGCCUGUGAGAUGGGACACAAAGAUGUGAUUCAGACACUUAUUAAAGGUGGAGCAAGGGUAGAUCUAGUUGACCAAGAUGGACAUUCUCUUCUCCAUUGGGCAGCGCUGGGAGGAAAUGCUGAUGUUUGCCAGAUAUUGAUAGAAAAUAAGAUCAAUCCAAAUGUGCAAGAUUACGCAGGAAGAACCCCUUUGCAGUGUGCUGCAUAUGGGGGGUACAUCAACUGCAUGGCAGUGCUCAUGGAAAACAAUGCAGACCCUAACAUUCAAGACAAAGAGGGAAGAACAGCUUUGCACUGGUCUUGUAACAACGGAUACCUUGAUGCCAUUAAAUUGCUGCUAGACUUUGCUGCUUUUCCUAAUCAGAUGGAAAACAAUGAAGAGAGGUACACCCCCCUGGAUUAUGCGCUGCUGGGCGAGCGCCACGAGGUGAUCCAGUUCAUGCUGGAGCGCGGCGCCCUGUCCAUCGCCGCCAUCCAGGACAUCGCGGCCUUCACCAUCCAGGCCGUCUACAAGGGCUACAAGGUCAGGAAAGCUUUCCGGGACCGGAAGAAUCUCCUCAUGAAGCACGAGCAGCUGAGAAAAGAUGCUGCUGCCAAGAAGCGAGAGGAAGAAAACAAGCGAAGAGAGGCUGAACAGCAGAAGGGAAGGCUGAGUCCGGAUUCCUGCAGGCCCCAAGCCGCUCCCUGUCUGCCUGGCACCCACGCCGAGCCCCAUGGGCAGAAUGGGGGCCCCAGCAAACAGCCUCCCCCCAGCAGCGCGGCCCAGAGCACGGAGCAGAAAACCUGCAGAGGGUCUCCAAGCAGAGCCCCCCAGAAGGAGCAGCGUCUUCCCCCAGACUUGCAGGGAACAGAACCCAGAAAGCCAAACGAAACAUCCAGAGAACAUUCGAAAGGCCGGUCUGCCUGUGUCCACUUCAGCCCCAAGGAAGGCAAUGAUGGAAACAGGUGUCCGGGAGUCUCCUCUGUUGAGAAGUUCAGAGGUGAGACCGUUGGCGAGCAGCGGUGCGACAAGGGGAAAGUCUUGAAGCAGCCCUCCUGCGGCAGGGUGGCUGGGCCUGAUGAGAAAGGAGAGGACCCCAGCUGGGCAGCUGCCAGCCUCCCACAGCAGGACGGCCAUCGGAAGCCCAGCAGGAGGCACAGCGCAGCACCCAAGGCCAAGGGUGCCUCCCAGAAGAGGCGUAUUCAAGAGCUCAGAGGAGGAAGGUGCUCCCCAGCUGGCUCUAGCCGCCCUGGCAGUGCCAAGGGGGAGGUGGUCCAUGCUGGGCACCAUCGGACACCAAGAAACAAAGUGACACAGGACAAGCUCGAAGGAGAGAGCUAUUCAGACCUGCCACAGGGGACAGAGGUGUUGAGGGCAGGAGUCAGGAAGCUGGGGACAUCCACCCUGUCUGAGGAUGCUCAGCUCUCUAAGGAGACCGAUCCAGCUCCUGGGCCCCUCUUAGGGCAGAGUGUGAACAUCGACCUUCUCCCUGUAGAGCUGCGGCUGCAGAUCAUCCAGAGAGAAAGAAGCAGGAAAGAGCUGUUUCGCAGAAAGAACCAGGCGGCAGCAGUCAUCCAGCGGGCCUGGAGGAGCUACCAGCUCAGGAAGCACCUGUCCCACCUUCUGCACAUGAAGCAGCGUGGAGCCAGAGAUAUGGACAGCUGGAACCGAGAGUGUGUGGCACUGCUCCUCCAGGUCUGGAGGAAGGAACGGGGACUAAAACCCCCGAAGACCGUCACAGUGCACAGGACCACCAAGAACCCUUCCAGGAGCAGCUCCGGCACGAAGUCCACCCGGCAGUCGGUGCUCAAGCAAAUCUAUGGUUGUUCUCAAGAAGGGAGAGUACAUCCUUCCCCAAGAUCUUCAAAAGCCCAUUCUGUGCUGCGUCUCAACUCAGUGAGCAACCUGCAGUGUAUACACCUUCUUGAGAACAGUGGAAGAUCAAAGAAUUUUUCUUAUAACCUGCAAUCAGCUACUCAAUCAAAAUACAAAACAAAGCCCCGACAGCCUGUGGAGGAAGACUGUGUCCGUGAAAAUGAGAAGAGGGGAAGACAGCACUGAGUUCUCAGAGACACUGUAACAAAACUCCAGAAGCUGAUGGAGUGCAGUACCAAAAAUGAAAGAUGCAGAAAAAUCGUAAGGAGAGGCAAAGAUAAGA
Molossus molossus (Pallas's mastiff bat) is the source of this 3531-nucleotide messenger RNA. RefSeq names its product inversin (gene INVS). The record is from RefSeq and is a predicted model, not a curated record. Gene Ontology annotation, biological process: protein localization to ciliary inversin compartment. NCBI's taxonomy places the organism in Eukaryota, Metazoa, Chordata, Mammalia, Chiroptera, Molossidae. Bases 207 to 3434 code for a protein of 1075 amino acids. Gene Ontology annotation, cellular component: ciliary inversin compartment. Gene Ontology annotation, molecular function: protein binding. The transcript is spliced from 18 exons.